GAAAGGAACAAGGGGAGGGUAUUCGGGGGUUACGUUGAAGGACGAGGAGAAGAAGCAAGAGGCCACACGGCAGGACACAAAGUAUGUAUGUUCCGUUGAAUUGCUCCAGCGGCUUGGAGGAAAGAGAAAACCAACAGCUACGAUCAAGUUUUGGGUAGGAAACACGCUUCCCCGAGACGUUCUUCGUUCUCAUAGACGACGAAAACGUCGACAAUUCACCAACCACCACUACCAACAACAACUCAUUCGUUCCUCAUUGCUUCGUUUGUUUGUUCGUUGGUUCGUGAUGGCGUUGGCUCUGUUGGCGUGGAUGCGGCAGCUCUGGGGCCCACUUUUAGGCGGCAUUUAGCUAGCCGACCGACUGACUGACUGACUGACUGACUAGUGGGUAUGAGUCUUUGAGUCCUUAUACGAGGUGAGAGAAAUAAAAAGGGAAAGAACGAAAUAACGGAAGAAAGAAGGACAGAGUGAGGAGAGAGAGAGUGUGUGUGUGUGUGUUUCAGAGAGAGAGAGAGAGAGAGACAGACAGAGAGAAAGAGAGAGAGAGAGCACCAAUGGGGAGGGUAAAGGAGAACCACGAGAAUAAGGCGGAUGUGAGCUCAAAGUAAGUUCGAAGGAAGAAGACCAAGGAAGAAGACCAAGAAGGAGACCAAGGAGAGAAAGGAAGGCUGAAAGAGCGAAGAAAAACCAGUCGAGGGCUGUCAAAUCAGGAGAGCAGAGAGGUCCGCCAAGAAAAACGACGGGAAGAAAACGUAGAGCACGACUUUGAUUUGCAUCGAGCCAAGGCCAAUUUCGCCCUUCGAUUCAAUCACGAUAAUGACUUGCUUGUGGUAGAGUGUUGUCAAGUGUCUUCUGCCGUUGCAUUGGCUCAUUUCGGGGGCCAUGAAGUGUUGUGGGCAAGUGCGGACGCCAUGUGCCCUUUGCUACCGCUCUUAAUGUGGCCGUGAUCAUUUUGGACACAUUUUGACAAAUCUCGGCAUCUGAGAGCCAACACCAAGGCGCUAACCUCAUUGUUGCUAUGACCUUUGAGCGGGCUCGCACCGCCAUCAAAGGCUAUAUCCAUUUCACUCCUCAAUUAAAGGCCGUGUGCGUGGUUUGAGCCCAUUCCUCUGAAUGGGCAGAUCCUCAUUAUGGACAUCGUCAAGGGUAGCCGAUUGUUUCGAUGGUCGUGGUCGUCCCGGCUUCUUAAGUGCGUGUUCUUGGCCUUUAUGGGAAUAUUAAUCCACCACCCAUCCGGAACCUGGGCUGGAAAUCCAGAUGCCAAGAGACUCUAUGAUGACCUGCUUUCAAACUAUAACAAGCUCGUGCGACCCGUGGUGAAUGUAUCCGAGCCUGUCACGGUCAGGUUAAAGUUGAAACUUUCCCAACUAAUUGACGUGAACCUGAAGAACCAAAUCAUGACCACAAACUUAUGGGUGGAGCAAUAUUGGUAUGACUAUAAACUUCAAUGGGAUCCUCAGGAGUAUGGUGGCGUGGAUAUGCUUCACGUUCCUUCCGACCACAUCUGGAGACCUGACAUUGUCCUUUAUAACAAUGCUGAUGGAAACUUUGAAGUGACUUUAGCUACAAAGGCAACGCUAAUGGCCUCGGGUAAAGUGGAAUGGAAGCCGCCCGCUAUCUACCAUUCCUCGUGUGAAAUGGAUGUGGAAUACUUUCCUUUUGACGAGCAAACCUGCGUAAUGAAGUUUGGAAGUUGGACCUACGAUGGGUUUCAGGUGGAUUUGAGACACAUCGAUGAAGAGUACGGUCGGCCAGAGGUGGAAAUUGGCGUGGAUCUCACCGAGUUCUACAUGAGUGUGGAGUGGGAUAUUCUGGAGGUGCCGGCAAUCAGAAACGUGAAGUACUACACUUGUUGCGAGGAGCCAUACCUGGACAUCACCUUUAACGUGACAAUGCGACGAAAGACACUCUUCUACACAGUGAAUCUCAUCAUUCCGUGCAUGGGUAUCUCGUUUCUUACCGUGCUGGUGUUUUAUCUGCCCUCGGAUAGCGGUGAAAAGGUCAGCCUGUCCAUCUCGAUUUUGCUCUCGUUGACUGUCUUCUUUUUGCUGCUGGCUGAGAUUAUUCCUCCGACCUCAUUGGUUGUGCCUCUCCUGGGCAAGUUCGUACUUUUCACCAUGAUUUUAGAUACGUUCAGUAUAUGUGUGACUGUUGUGGUUCUCAACGUACAUUUUCGUACCCCGCAAACCCACACCAUGGCUCCUUGGGUGCGACGUGUGUUCAUCCACAUUCUGCCCAGACUUUUAGUGAUGAGGCGGCCUCAUUAUGACUUGGAUAAGCACAGAACGGAGGCGUUCAAAAAUCCAUUUUACACAUUCCUUACGAAGGACAAUUACUAUUCUUCUACGACUGAUAUCGACCCUCAGCUGCUCAAUGAGAGCCUUAAAAGUUUCACCAGUAUCGCGAAAGACACCUCCCAAGCCUUAAAGCGCGAGCAACGCCGUCGAAGACAACAACUGAAACAAUUCUAUUACACGUUGGCAUCAACCGGCCAACUGGCUUCCAGUGCUCCGUCCCUCACUUCGCUAAAGCAACAACAGCAAGAGCUGCAACAACGACAAUACGCCGCUGUGGUCGCGGCUACAGCAGCGGCCGAUGCUGCGGCAGGGGUGGAUUUCUCCAAGCGUGUUCAAAAUUCCACAGCCUCAAACUCUCACGGUGGGCCCAACCGAGGCAAACAUCGCAUUCUGGUGAGGACGUGCAAUGGAUUGGAACUCAGAGAGCCGCCCUAUCAGAGGGACCAAAAUCUUCUCCCGUAUCCUCCCGUGCCUUCGUCUUCUUUCAAACAUAUGAAUUCCACUUCCGCCGUCCCCACGGGCGUUCCCACGUAUAAACUGCACAAAGCCUCGUCCUUGGAUUACAUGGGCCAAUCCACGGAUGUGAACAGCCCUUUGCUCGGCGGGACGGGGGAUGAGGACUUGCUCCAACACAGUCCGGAAUUCCCUCCUCGAGCCAAGUCAUCCUUAAGCCAUAAUAGUGUUCAGAGUCAGCAUAGUUUCCGUUCUAUGAGGGCUCCCGGAGGUAUUGGUGCUAAUGAAAACUCUCAGGCCAAAAGACGUCACAAUGGGUUGAUGACUCCCCUGGAUGAGGCGGUCCAAUAUUCCGGUAGUUGCCAAAUCCAUGGCAAUGCACCUCGGUCUCGCUACGACGGCUACCAUCAAUCUUUCGAAGGUGGUGGUCAUACUAUGUCGGGUUCUCAAAGUGGCUUCCAUUCCAAUAAAGCUUCGGCCUCUCAUCUCAAUGUAUCUGGCGGUGGUCCUGGAGGAGCGGGAGGGCGAGGCCCUGGAGGACUCGCUAACCGACUUGGUAAUGGUGGUGGCGGUGGUGGUGCCCGAGGAAGCAAUAUUGAGCCUGAGGCGCCCCUCUUUACACAAUACCAGCCUCAUCUCAUGUGUCCUGAAGUCAGUAAAGCUCUCUCGGGAGUCAUGCUAAUCGCAGAACAGAAGAAGAGAUUGGAAGAAAGCACAAAGGUUAUCGAAGAUUGGAAGUAUGUGGCCAUGGUUUUGGACCGACUUUUCUUGUGGAUCUUCACUGUGGCUGUCUUAGUGGGAACAGCCGGUAUCAUAUUACAGGCUCCGACUCUUUAUGAUGACCGAGAACCACUCGAUGUCAAAAUAUCCGAGAUUGGACUGGCCACCGCUCGACCAAUGGCUGGAGUCAACAAAAUGUGAACCACUCCAACCAACCAACCCAACGAGCUACUCACUGCUCACAAACAGUACGGAAUAUUUUCCAUAUUGGCAUUGACGUUUUUUUGCUGUCAUUUGCAAUUUAUGCGAGUCUGUGACAUUUUGGUCAGCAUCACCAUUAUCAGCCCGACUGUCAUUGUUGUUGUCAUCAUCAUCAUCAUUGUCUUCAAAAUGAUGAAAAUGAUAAUGUGCAGAAGAUAAAUAACAACUAAAGUAAAGCUAAAAACAACAUGAAACGCCAUACCUUCUGCCUAACAAGGUAACGAAAAUGCCUGCUCUCGAAAAAAAAUGAAAUUCAAGCACAAUUUGUAGCUAUCAAGCUUAUAACUCAGCAAACAACGAAUGAUAUAUAUCUUCUACUCUUAUGAAUGUUGCAAGAUGUGUCCUCUCAGUGAUGGUUUGAUAAUUUUGAUCAAUAAAACCACAUUUAAUUUA
This is a messenger RNA of Tigriopus californicus, 4124 nucleotides long. Its product is annotated as acetylcholine receptor subunit alpha-like. The coding region runs from base 1131 to 3671 and encodes 846 amino acids. Gene Ontology annotation, molecular function: transmembrane signaling receptor activity; acetylcholine-gated monoatomic cation-selective channel activity. Gene Ontology annotation, biological process: signal transduction; regulation of membrane potential; chemical synaptic transmission. Lineage: Eukaryota; Metazoa; Arthropoda; Copepoda; Harpacticoida; Harpacticidae. The record is from RefSeq and is a predicted model, not a curated record. The transcript has 10 exons. Gene Ontology annotation, cellular component: postsynaptic membrane; neuron projection; synapse.